This is a messenger RNA of Bursaphelenchus xylophilus (pine wood nematode), 550 nucleotides long. Lineage: Eukaryota; Metazoa; Nematoda; Chromadorea; Rhabditida; Aphelenchoididae. The record is from the annotation of a GenBank genome assembly.
AUGGGAAUCAAUUCGCAUUAUGUGAGCACAGAUCGGGGGAUCACAAAGCUCGUCCAAAUCAUCCUCGGGUUUGUGAUUUGCUCGGUGUUGUGUGCUAAUUGGUAAGCCGAAUUUUGAAUUUAGUUGCUGAAGCUACUCAAACUUGUUUACGGAUGUUAUCUUCAGGUAUGGAGGGGCUUCAUGCUUCAGCGAGGGCCGAAUUGGAUUUACCAGUGGCCUAAACUUCGUGGCAUUACUGAUUAAUAUCCGUAAGUUCUUUUUGUCCGUCAAAAGAUGUCAUCUUUGUACCACAUGUAACUUUCUUAUUUCAGUUCUCUUCAUCCUCAAUCUCUGCGAAUUCUGUGCGCCCAAGUUGGAAAGCAUUUACAAUUUGAUUAUGACCCUUUUGUUCAUAGUUGCUACAGUUCUUUUCCUCUGGUACAUGAUUCAAUACAGCGCCUGGGGAGUGUGGAUGAUUGUCACGGCCGUCAUUCUGGUCAUCAUGGUGCUAAUCUACAUGGCAGAUACCAAUUCAUCCCGUCAUCAGCAUCAAGAUCACAUUCCAAUUUAA